AUGCCGGUGGUCUCUGACCAGUGGGCCAGACUGGCGCAGAGCAAGCCGGUGUCCAUGCUCCUCCUCUGUGUGUUCGGCGUCUUCCGUACGCACCAGCAGGUGGCGUGCAUCGAGAUCGGCGCUCAGGCGGCCGCCCUCGAGGACGUCGGGCCCAGGCCGCGCUUCUUCUCGGAGCCGUACGCCGCCCUGCUGGUCUGCGGCUUCCUGGGCGGCUGCGGAGGCAUGUUCAUCCCCUUCAGCAAGGGUCUGGAGCCCAUCAUGAAAGGCAAGGUCUUCCCCGUCACCAUGGCCUUCUACGGGACCAUCUUCUACGUCGUCGUCACGCGCCUGCUGGCCUGGGACAAGCUCACCGCGAAGAUGGCCCUGGCGGUGGUUCGCGUGAUCUCGGAGCUGCUGCCGGCUCCGCGCGAGAAGGUGCUCGGGGCGGUGCGCGCCUCGUACAAGGUCCUGAAGCUGCCAGAGGCCACGACCCUGCCGCAGUGA
Messenger RNA from Prorocentrum cordatum, 483 nucleotides. Lineage: Eukaryota; Dinophyceae; Prorocentrales; Prorocentraceae. The record is from the annotation of a GenBank genome assembly.